Molecule: messenger RNA, 332 nt
Organism: Angiostrongylus costaricensis
Lineage: Eukaryota; Metazoa; Nematoda; Chromadorea; Rhabditida; Metastrongylidae
Source: the annotation of a GenBank genome assembly
GUUUGUCGUUGAUGUCAAGUCGGAAUCUAAGAUUUUUUCGGGUUGGACUGCCGUUUUUCUCUAUCGUUCUUGGUGGUGCGUACGGUCUGCAUUACUUUCAGCAAGUUCGUUUCGAUUUUCGUAAGCUAAAGCAACAGGACGCCAACCUAGAACUUCUGAAAAGUGGCUUAGAAGAAAGUGGAAUUCGUCUUCGCAAGAACGUGACCACGGGAGAUAUCUAUAAGGAAGUGGCGAAUCUUGACACUGAAAAUUGGGAAAACAUACGUGGGCCACGUGAGACCGAGGACAACACGGAAUAUUUGAAAAUCAAGUGUGUUAUCGUUUACAUUUAA